Molecule: messenger RNA, 5279 nt
Organism: Prionailurus viverrinus (fishing cat)
Lineage: Eukaryota; Metazoa; Chordata; Mammalia; Carnivora; Felidae
Gene: STRIT1
Product: small transmembrane regulator of ion transport 1
Exons: 5
Coding region: 552-656 (34 amino acids)
Biological process (GO): regulation of ATPase-coupled calcium transmembrane transporter activity; regulation of slow-twitch skeletal muscle fiber contraction
Source: RefSeq, a predicted model, not a curated record
ACCAGACCAGAGAGAUGCCAGAGAUGGAGCAGAGGGGCAGUAACCAGAGAACGAGCUGGAGCUGUGCGGGGGGCAGGAACUAGAGGGAGGAUUUCUAGGGCAACCCACCCAGUUGGUUGAUGAUGCAACUUUGGCAGAGUGUGCUGUCAUAAUGGCGCCCCCACCAGCGUUUCCUGCUCUCUAGCUGAGUGGCCUUGUCAAAGCCUCAUCCACUACUUACAACAUGGGUCUUCAGUUUGCAAAAUGUGAAGGUUAGUCCAGAGGAAUCCCAUGCCAUGCUUCUUUUUGGCUAAAGAAACAUUCAGUUGAUCUUGGUAAAUUCCAAAUGGCCAGCAUUUGAGACAUGAUGUAAGACUCAUCACAGACAGGAUAAAGAAGAGCCAGGGGAGAUCUGUUCUCCAACACCUUACAUCACUCUGCAGACAAUUGGCAGUCAGGAGAGAGGCAGCUGCCACACUCUUCAGAUAUCUAUUUAAAGUUCAAAGAGACGGUGUGUGACAACAACGAAGAGGUGAGUGUGGCCCUGACCAACCCACCCAGCAACAGGAAGAAUGGCUGAAAAAGAAUCUACACUAUCACACCUUCUGGUCCCUAUUCUUCUCUUGAUUGGCUGGAUUGUGGGCUGCAUCAUAAUGGUUUAUGUUGUCUUCUCUUAGAAAGGACAUUGGAGCAGGAAAACCUUAGCUGCUGCUGCUGUGGAAUCAUGAUUAUCCAGGCCCAAUGGUAGGUCCUACACAUCCUGGCCUCUGUUAAUUCCUUCCUCCUGCUGGACUCAGCAUUUUUACUUAUGGGUAGUACUAGAUGGUAGUACUAGACUGUGGUAUCUACUGUUUAUGGUGUUGUUUGCUUGUUGGCUAUAUUUAUCAUGCCUUCUUUUCUAUCUAGUUCCUCAUACAGCAAAGGAAUUUUCCUUUCUGGGGGGGUUCUGCCUGAUAUUAUGUGCUCUUGGAUGUACCAUCAAGCACAUGCUCCCACCCUGCCCCUCUCCCUAUCAACUCCCAUCCCCUUCCUUGACCACAGAUCAAAACAUGUAAACUAAACAGAGCCAAAUCAGGAAACCACAUAUGUUAAUUUCUUUCACUACUGUAACAAAUUAGCACAAACCUAGUGGCUUAAAACAACAAAACUUUAUUCUUUCACAGUUCUAGAGGCCAGAGUCCAAAACUGGUAUUGGCACAGCUGGUUCCAUCUGGAGGUGCUAAGAGAGAAUCUGCUUCUUGCCUUUUCCACCUUCUAAACCUGUAUUCCUUGUCUCGUGGCUCCUUCCAUCUUCACAGCACAGCAAUCCAAUCUCUGCUUCCAUAAUCACAGUUCUCAGUUCCUUCUCUCAGACUCUGAUUCUUUCUGCCCCUUUCUUCUGAAGAUCCUUGUGAUAGUAUUGGGCUCACCUGGAUAAUCCAGGAUAAUCCCCCCAUUGCAAAGUUUCUUAAUUUAAUCACAGGUGCAAUGUCCCUUUUGCCUCAUAAAGUAACAUAUUCACAGGCUACAGAGAUUAGAAUGUGAACAUCUUUGGGGGGGUGCAUUUUUGUAUACCAUUCUCCUGGGAAAGUAGUUCAUCCAAAGGUGGACAUGUGACCUAAACAGGAAAAUUAAAUAUUUCCCUGGGAUUAUUAUUAGGAUGGGAGGAGAAGUUAUUUUUCCUAGGAGUGGCUAAUCUUGAAGAAAGUUAUGGUGGUGCUGCCGGCAACCCUGUUUCCAGUUACUGGACAAAGCUCAUCUGUAGCAGGAGGGAAUAAAGCCAAAUGAUUGAGAGCUGUAGCCAAGAACAUGGAAGCAAAAGGCAGUGGUGAUAAUAUUUGAGCACCUGUAUCCAGCUACACUUGAAACCAGACCUUCUUGUGAUUUCCCAGGCUUACAAACCAAUAAGAUCUCUUUUUGCUUUGAGCUGAAUUUAUAUACUAAUGACUCCAUAUUUUUCUUAAACAAUGAGAAAGAAAGGGAGGUGGGAGCCAACUCAAUUAUUUGUCUGUUCUUUUUCAGGGAUAUGAUAACUGUUUGAAUAUAAAUGAAGUUGAAGCUGUCAAAAUAAGUCUUUAUAAACAUGAUUAAGUUUUGUUUUCUUAUGUCUAUGCUCUACCAAACUACAACAGGGAAUUAGAAGCUAACUAUAUUAAAAAAUAUGAAUGUGACUGUAACUGGAAUGUUACUGAAAUAAUACAUUCCUUGACUUUUUGCCACUGUUUUCUCAUUUCCAAAAGGAAAACAAAAGAACAUUUCUCUUUUAUGGGAAACCAAUUCUUAUAGGCUCCCUUGUCUAGAGAAAGGCAGGUGCAUUGUGUUAGUAACUUUUUGUCAUUCAGGCCUGAAAAUGUUUGUUCAGUAAGGUUAGAUCCAUUAAGAGAUUAUCAUUGGCUUGUCCUGAGAGGAUGUAGUUACAGAAAUAGUUAAAGAUGUAGUUAAAGAACGAGUGGUCCAACUCAAAGGGAGGGUAUAGAAUGGUGGAUUACAGUGGCCACAUUCUUUCAGGAGGUGAAGGUUCUUUCCUUCCCCUUCAGUCUGGGUUGGCCUUAUGGUUUUUUCUGACAAGCAGAAUAUGGAGGAAGUGAUGCCUUGCUAGUGUCACCUCCAGCUCCUUAGAGGACAGCUUCUCUUACUUUUCCUUGAACCACUGCUUCUUAGGAUCCAGACACCAUGGAAUAAGCAUUGACUAGAUCACUAAGUGAUAAGAGGCCACACAGAGAGACUGUGGAGGAAGAGACAUUGGGACUUGCUAGCUCCAGUGGUACAGACAGAUGAAAGCAGUUGCACGAAUGGUUUUCAGUUGCAAAUAUUGUUGCAACAAAGAUGAGACUUUCCCCAUUGAGGUGCGCCCAAAUUGAAGAACCACGGGAGAUAUUUGGUUGUAUUUUAAGCUCUUAAUUUAAGCUCUCGGGGUUAUUUGUUAUGCUGCAAAAGAUCACGGAAACAGGUACGGGUGCCUAAGAUUGGAAAUAAGGGAUUGGCAGUGGGUACCAUGGUGGCUGAGACUUGCACGAUACACUUUUCUUCAAUGCAUCCUGUAAGUGGAGAAUGCUGCGUGGUUAUCAGGAAAGUGAGCAUCAAGUGCCAGCCAGCAGGAGCCAUGGAGAAGGAAGGCUUCCAUGGCCACAUUUGGCACAGAAGGUGGAGGAUUGGGACAGGUUGGGCCUUUGGCAAAGUUUUUUAACAGAACAUGUUUCUUCACCUUUCCUCCUUCCUGGCUGUCUGGAAGAUGUCAUGAGAAGAGCUCUAGCAGUCGUCAUAAACAUGAGACAAUUCUGCGCAUGAAAAUUAUGCACUAAAAAUGGCAGAACAGAAUGUUGGAAGGAUCCAAAGAAUUAGAUGACUUUGUGGAGCUGCUGUACCUGGAGUCCUGAUUUCCAGAUUUCUUUCACUUGAUGGAAUAACCGUUAUUUCCUUAAGCCCCAUUAGGUCUCAUUUACAUUGACUGAAGGCAUUUUCUCACUGAUAUACUACACAAAAUGACUAAAGUUAUGUUUCCCCCAGACCUUAGUAAAUUAUGAAAUGAACCAUAUCUAACAUGAUUUAUAAAAGUAAAGAAAUAUAAUGUUUCCCCUACCUUUGCUUCACAAAGCAGAUCUUUUAGUAACAGGUCUUUAGAAAAUAGUAGCAUUAGAGCCCAUGGAGACAUUAUAGGCAACCAGGUUUCCCUUAUACACUGAAGACAUUGUGAAAAAAGCUCGAGAUUUAAGUGGAUGUAAACUUGGGUGUGAGUCCUAGCUCUUUCUCCUCAGGCAGGUGAGUUACUCUCCCGGAACUUCAUAUUCCUUAUGUGAAAAAUGGACGUAAGACACCUGAGUGUCUGGGAUGAUAUAAUGAAGUACCUCAAGAAAUACAACUUACACUCCUUGACACAUAGAGAGUCCUCAAUAAAUGACAAUGUUACAGGUUGUGCCCAGUAGAGAAAAAGGGAAAUUAUAGAGAAAAGAAAAAAGUAAAAGUAGAGAGACAGUAGAUGGCACAGAGGAAAGAAGGCUCAGAUGUGAUGAUAAUGAUUUUCAAAGCUCUGUUUUCUGCAGACCUUCAUUUUCCCAAGGAGCAGAGAUAUUACCUAUAGCAGGGAGAUACUAUAGUUAGCAGGUUAUUAAACCAGCUAUUAACCCAAACACCCAGCUCUAUGCUCAGAAUUUGAAAACAGAACAAAACCUCAAAUCUGGGCAGUUGUAAAGAAAAGAAGCCAGUAUGAAUGAAGAAUUCACUUUCAGUUAUUUCUUCAGCAAAUAUUGAUGACUUCCAGUGUUCCAAGUGUUGAGGAUAUAGUGGAGAACAAGACAGACCAAGCUCCUGUGCUUGGGAGCUUUCAUUAUAGUGGUACAGGACAGGCAAUACAUAUGUAAAUUAAAGCACAUACUGUCAGGUACUGAGGGAUACGUUGAUGAAAGAACAAGCAAGUGAAGAGAGAGAGGGAUAAUUGUAGGAGAGAUGAUUUUUAAAAUAGGUUUCUGAGGUCCAAAAUUGUACCUAAAGAAUGUAAAUUAAAUAUGUAAAGAUUAAAAUUUGCUUGGUUAUUGUAUCUUCAAACCAUCAUGGGUUUUGUCUGAGGGUCAUAGAAAGAGAUGCUGAUCAAUCAUUUUCUUCUUUAUAGAAAGAUUUCACAAAACAGUUCCUAAAUAUACUUACUCAGUAUCCUUAAACUAGUCAUACAAUCUCUCCAAGCCUCAGUUUUCUUAACUGUAAACAUUAAAGCCAUAAUAUCCACUUCACAACGUUUGUGGGAAACCAAGUGAAAACAUUAAGGUUUAUGAAAUGUCUGGCACACUUUAAAAGCUCAAGGAAUAUUCAUUCCUUUCUCUUUUCUUGGAGUAGGAUUUAACAAAAAGAAAGUGAUCCAAACUAAAGCAAGACAUCAUUUGUGGAAAGACAAGAAUUCUUGAUUGUUGGGGUGAUGACUUUGAAAUUGAGCUUCUGAUGGUGUUUGUGGAUUACUGAGAUAUUUGGGGAGAGGAAGCACAUGUGUGUCCUUUAAUAAGAAUGAAGACAAUGGGUUGGGUCCAGUCAUUCCUUCACAUUUUUUUCUAGUUCUGUGGUUCUGAACUUGGCUUCUGCCCUUUCUUUUUCAGGCUAGAAGUCAAAGUUUCCUAGAUGUGAGUUCACUAACUUGUGCGGGAGCGCCUACAUUACAAUCAUCUGAGAACUUGUUAUAAAUAGAGAUCCCUUGGUCCCAGCUCAAGAUUCUUCCCCCCAGCUCUAGACAUUUUGAUUCGACCAUUCAGGAGUGGGGACUGAGUGAUACUGAGUGAUAUUUGAUACUGAGAAUUGUAUCAAAUUCCAUUUUAGGUUGUUCAUUUACUUAUAAUAAA